Hypanus sabinus (Atlantic stingray) is the source of this 2844-nucleotide messenger RNA. RefSeq names its product cysteine-rich hydrophobic domain 1 (gene chic1). Lineage: Eukaryota; Metazoa; Chordata; Chondrichthyes; Myliobatiformes; Dasyatidae. The record is from RefSeq and is a predicted model, not a curated record. The coding region runs from base 47 to 547 and encodes 166 amino acids. The transcript is spliced from 6 exons.
CGCGCCCGGCGCAGACGCGGGGACGGCUCGUGCCCCUCAGUCCGACAUGGCCGACUUCGAUACCAUUUACGAGCUGGACGAGGAGGACGAGCGUGUGGUGAUGGACGAGCACUUGAUCCGAUACACGCCGGAUCCUGUCGUGGUGCGAGGGGCAGGCCACAUCACAGUGUUUGGCCUCAGCAACAAAUUUGAUCCAGAAUUUCCUUCCGUUCUCACAGGGAAGGUGGCCCCAGAAGAGUAUAAAACGAGCAUUGGUCGGGUAAAUGGAUGCUUAAAGAAAAAUCUUCCCAUCAAUGUGAAGUGGCUUCUUUGUGGUUGUUUAUGUUGCUGUUGCACCUUGGGCUGCAGUCUGUGGCCUGUCAUCUGUCUUAAUAAAAGAACUAGAAGAUCAAUACAAAAGCUGUUAGAGUGGGAAAACAACAGAUUGUAUCACAAGCUUGGGUUGCACUGGAAGUUAAGUAAAAGGAAAUGUGAGUCCAGUAACAUGAUGGAAUAUGUAAUACUAAUAGAAUUCUUACCAAAAUUUCCUAUAUUCCGACCGGACUAAGAAAAAAAGCCAACUGUCAAGAAAAAGCAUAUCAUUCCUGCCCUGAGUGCCUUGUAGAUACCUGAACAGAUGACUGCCAAUACACCUGUUUUAAGAGUAAUCUACUGUAGUGAGUGUAGAUACCUUCCUAAUGUACUUUUUCCUUCACAAGCAUAUUUUGCACAUGUAUUAUUUUCUUUCUUUGAAGUGUUGCACUCACUCACUCGAUAAAGACAGAGUUGUUUCACUUUGAAAGAAUUUCAGUCUUGUACAUAAUGCUUCAGUUCAUAUUGUACAGUGUGGUAUGUUAAUGUUUACAGAAUGUUGCUCUUUUACUACACCCCCAAAUACUGAAAUGUAGGACAUUUUUGAUUAAAUGUGAUAAUGCGUAGAUCUCAAUCUGUAUUCUGUAUUCAUAAUAAGAUUAGCAAUGCAACCGGAAGAGAAAGUGCCUUGGUAUUAUUGUAGGAACAAUUACUCCCAUUGAAGUGCAUAUAUUAAAAAAAACACGUCUAAUAUAUAAUGUAUUUGAAAGUGACCAAGGAAGUGUAAUGGAUAAAACAUAUCAGGGGAGUAAUAAUUAGGUCACCAUUGUGAAAUUGAUGGGAAGCAUCAACUACAGUGUACCUGACUCCUGAAAAUUGGAUCAAAUGGAACUAAGAUUUUGGAGGCAGGUACAUUAAUGGUUAAUAUGCUCACAACCGAAACUAAUUUCUCCCCGAAUACUGCUGACAGCAACUGAAUUAAUCUUAAGUAUUCUGGGCAUUUAAGUGUAAAAUUUACUCUGCUAAUCAUUGAAAAUAAAAUUGAAUGUUAUAUUUCAUUUUGGAUGAAUGAGGAAAUGGAUGAAGGAACAAGCAUGCAGCAAUUAAAGGAGGUCAUUUUCUUACGGUUCCAGUGAUAGUAGUCCUUAACCACUCCCACCCAACAUUCACUGGUCAAAAUCUGUUUUCUUUGUCUUUAUCCUGCUAGUACUCCCUUAAAUUUACUAAAAUAUUGAUUUGAGAAAGUGUUCUUGUCUUUGUUGGUAACCCUCAAGUUUGAUUCCUGAUAAGUAUUACUUUCAGGCUGAUUAAAUGUUGGAAGUUAUUAUUGUAGGGAAUGAUUUAUUAUCAAUACAUACUUCAAUAAAAUAUAUAUAUAUUAAUUCUUCUUGUCCAAAGCAUGCUCUUAUGAAAUGGGAAAAUCUACAUCUCCAAAGAUAGAGGAGAAAAAAUAUAUAUGUAAGGAUAUAUAUGUUACUGGACAUUCUGCAAUAUUAAUUUGCAUUGCAAAUUUUAUAUUUAAAACAUCAUUAUACCUUUUAAUGAAAAGUUGAUCAUCUGAACUUUUAAGAAUUGAAUUUAAAUUUAAAUUCCUUUUUUUAGGUUUUCAGUAACUUUUUGAUUAAGAAAUUCAUUAGGAGUAACAGAGGUUUUCUUUGUAUUAUCACAGCACAUGAGAACUUAGUGAACCCAAUCCAGAUAUGUAUUGCAUUCAGAACAACCUUUUUCUGAUGUAGAGGAUAAUCUAUUUUUGUGUUAGAGAUUAGGAAGUUGACCUUUUUGAUCCAAUGAAACCAAUAUUGUAAUACCCUAAAUCUUCUGUCACCGUAUCUAACCACAUUUUUAAUGUGGCUGAUGUGUUUGGCUCUACAUCCUGGUAAAUUAUUUCAAGAGUCUGAUCAUUUAAAUAAACCCAUAAACUUGGCUUUUCCUAGAUGCCUAAAUGAUCAUAGUCAAAUCAAUUCACUUUUUAUGUAGUACUUUAAAGAUCCCAUUUUUGCUACUAGCCCCCUUCUACUCAAUUUCCGUCUCUUACCUCCCUUACAGUAAGCCAUAUUUUAAUUUCUAGAAUUUUUUAAAAACUGUCAGUUGCAAGUUUUAACUAGUUAUUAGACUGAGUAAAAUUGGUUGAGUUCUGCUGAAAGUGCCAAAAUAACUGUGGUUAUACCUGUGGGAGUAGUUGCCCAAUCCACUGAAAUCAAUGAGAGUUUUGCCUGUUAAUCUAAAAUGACAGAAUUCAGUACAAGUACAGGAUUAAACUAUUAUAAAGGUUUAUGGAUUACAAAUAUAUCAAGUCACAAUUGACCAAGAUAAUUUCAUGGUAAUUCCUAUGAAUCAAAUAGGUUCCCAGGUACACAAUGCAUGUUGAUUACCAUUUAGCUUAUAAUCAACAAACUCGGUUAAGGACAGUGAACCAGAUCCUGUAUUGUAUUUUCUCAUUUCAGUUUUGGGUGGAUUAGUUUUAAAAUAAGUACAUGCACCAGUCGCUAAACCUUGCAAUAGGAAAGAAAGGACAUAACUACCAUCUAAUUAUGAGGUAAAAUUUAAUACACA